CGAAGCUGAAAAUGAAUUCUGCAUCUAUGAACAUCGGUGCAUGAAAAGAAAGAAUCCUCUGAAACAGAACCAUAAACUAGUAGGAUGUAGAUAAAUGCAAAUGUGGGAUCUUCACUAUGGCAACAGAACUAGAUAGAACUGUUUAAUUUGAUGGAGGAGGGAACAGGGAAGGAAUUGUUGGAAUUGUUGUUGGAAUGGUGGGGAUUGAAGGCAUCGUAGUCGGGAUAGUUGGCAAUGGAGUGGAAGGAAGUGGAGGAAGAGUGACCUUGGGAGCAGUGGGGAUGGUUGGCAAUGUUGGUUUUGGCAUAGAUGGGAUUUGGGUGCUUGGGAAAGCAGGCAAUGUGGGCUUUGGCAGUGCUGGGAUUAAAGGGGUGGUUGGCAAUGGUGGCAAUGCGGCUUUAGGCAGUGUUGGGAAGGAAGGCAGUGGAGGCAAUGUAGCCUUGGGAAUGGGAAGAGAUGGAAUGGUAGGCAGCGGCAAUGCCGGGGGUGGAGCUGCUGUGUCCAGAAGGUGCCGGGCCGCCAGGCUCACAUCAAGGCUUGAUAAACACAAUGCUGCUACCAUCAUAGACAAUAGUAGGAAACAAUGCUUGAAACCUGCCAUAUUGGUUGAUAUAUAGGAUCACACAGAGCAAGUUCUUCAAUAUAUGUGAGUAAUUGUUU
Prunus mume (Japanese apricot) is the source of this 660-nucleotide messenger RNA. The record is from RefSeq and is a predicted model, not a curated record. NCBI's taxonomy places the organism in Eukaryota, Viridiplantae, Streptophyta, Magnoliopsida, Rosales, Rosaceae.